Molecule: messenger RNA, 1942 nt
Organism: Vigna radiata var. radiata (mung bean)
Lineage: Eukaryota; Viridiplantae; Streptophyta; Magnoliopsida; Fabales; Fabaceae
Product: probable F-box protein At4g22030
Exons: 1
Coding region: 517-1782 (421 amino acids)
Source: RefSeq, a predicted model, not a curated record
ACCUUACAGAUAAUUGAGCUGCUCAAGUCUCAAGUCAGUGUGUUUUUUCUAGCUCCUGAUUAAGACAAUAAACAUGUAAUUAAAUACACCUGAAACUAAUUAUUGAAAAUCAUCAAAUGACAAAUAACUGACUAAUGUUGUAGUUGAAUAUAACAGUUAUGGAUUUGACAUAUUCUGAUAUUGAUGGCGUUGUUGGUGGCUUUACUGCGUCUCACAUUAAAUGGUUGAAAUUUCAGAACUCAGAAAAAUCUGAUCGCUGAAAGAGUCCGCCAUCACGCCAAGGCCAAGGCCAAGUCUAAUCUUCUGCCUUCUUCCUCUUAAUAUAUUAGUCAAACUUUUCCUUACAUACGUCACUUCUUCCACUUCUUCCUUUGAAUAUGUCUCUCUCUCCCACUAUAUAUAUAUAUAUACGCCAACCCUACCUACCCCUAUCUCUCAUUCUCAUUCUCAUCUAUAGCAUCUCCAACAUCUCCAACAUCUCCAAACUCAAUCUCAUCAACACACACAUCACAUCCCAUGGCUUCUUUACAGACCACACCUCUCCUCUCUUCUUCUUUAACAAAAAUCAACGCUUCUAUCCGUCUCCCUAACCCUCCACAACUCUCUCAUUCUCUCCCAAAGCUACCAUCAACAACACUGCGCAUUGAUCAACUUAAUGGCUCCACACGAACAAUUCCAUUGGAGAACAAUGUCGUUACCACACACAUAUAUCAAGAUUUAUUCUCUCCCACCGACAGAUCANCUANUAACCUCACUCUUCAACUCUACGCAAUUUUGGAGCAAGUUUCUGACAGAAUUGAAAUGCACAAAAACAUUGGCGAACAGAGAAACAACUGGAAUACUCUUCUUCUUAACUCGGUCAACAUGAUCACUCUCACUGCCACAGCCAUGGCUGGUGUUGCUGCAGCCACCACUGGUGACACCGGAGCACCGCUUUUGGCCUUGAAACUGUCGUCCACGCUCUUGUUUUCUGCCGCCACAGGGAUGUCACUCAUCAUGAACAAAAUUCAGCCCUCACAACUCGCCGAGGAGCAACGCAAUGCUACAAGGUUGUUUAAAGAGCUUCAUACCCAAAUCCAAACCCUAAUCACUAUUGGAAAUCCCACAGAGAAAGAUGUGAAGAGUUUAAUAGAGAAGGUGCUGGCACUCGACAGAGCUUACCCACUUCCCUUGUUGGGAGCCAUGCUUGACAAGUUUCCCCAAAAAUAUGAACCUGCGGUAUGGUGGCCUUCGUCUCAGUCCCAGAGAAAAAGUACAACACAAGAGAGGAAAAGGUCUAAUAAUGGAUGGAGUGAAGACCUUGAAAAGGAGUUGAGGGAAGUGAUCGAAGUGAUAAAGAAGAAAGACAGUGAGGACUAUGAGAGGCUCGGAAACAUAGCGUUGAAGGUGAGCAAGAGUCUUGCAAUUGCGGGGCCUUUACUGAGUGGGAUUGCAGCAGUGGGGUCUUCUUUUGUGGGGAAUGGCUCAUUGGCGGCAUUAGUGCCUCUCAUGGCUGGCUCAUUGGCUUCAGCUGUUAAUGCAUUCGAGCACGGUGGCCAAGUGGGCAUGGUGUUCGAAAUGUACAGAAACUGUGGUGGAUUCUUCACGCUUUUGGAAGAGACCAUUAGGGACACUCUUGAAGAGAAAGACACUGAGAAAAGAGAAAACGGUGAAGUUUUUGAAAUGAAGGUGGCAAUGAAGUUGGGAAGAAGCGUUUCGGGGCUGAGACGCCUUGCCUCAAAAUCUGCUUACUGUGGUGUGGAAGGAAUUGUCGUCGACGAAUUCGCCAGCAAGCUCUUCUAAUUAGGAUAACAUUUGAUCUCAAACGAUACCUUUAUUCUUUGAUUCUUUAUUAUUUUGUAUAGUCCUCUGACAUAACUCUACGGAGUAUUCAUUGAAAAUAUGUAUAGAUAUAUUUGUAAGUACUUUCAAUUAAUUGACACUCAACAAUCGAAAUUUAAUU